CCCGGGCCACCCUCUGGACUCUCAUGCCCGGCCGCCCCGCCCAGGGCUCCGGAGGGGCUGGCGGCACCUUGGCGGUGUGUGGGUGUCACUGGCAUGUGGACAGGCAGCCUCCUCCUGCUGCCCUGCCCAGUGGGAGUCGUGACUCCAGCUUCCUGAGCCCCCCCCCAGGUGGGUGGAAGGGGAUGCCGUUUCCCCGCCUCCAGCCCUGGUGCUGUCUGUUGGGACAGGGGACCAAGGCUUUUUCCCUUGAGGUGACAGCGUGUGGGGGGACAGGCCUGCACUGCGUUGUUUUUCCCAGAAGGUGCCGCUGAAGGAGGGAGAUUUUGGAUGACCUAGUUUUGGGGGGUGGGGGGACAGGAACGAGGACUGGACCUUGGAUGGCUGACCCUCUUAUCCAGUCCUGGCAUGGUGCUGGGAGGUGGUCAGAGUCUGCGGAGUCCCGCUUCCGAUGGGCUUGGGGGCACCAGAGCAGGCCCAGGGUGGAUGCCCCUGCCACCUGGCCGUCAGGGCUCUCCCUGGGACCGGCCACCAGGAGUUCCGGCGUCCAACUUCAUUGAGGGGCGGACCCAGAGCAGUCCAGCCCCUCCCUGGACCAGGGCCUCAAAUACCCUCCUGAGCCCUGGCACCAGAACUGCUGCCCCACCAAGCGAGGAGUCUGUGUUGUGCCACAGACACACCCCCGGCCUGGAUCUCUGACCUAGAUCCUGAGCCUCGGCUGCCGCCCCAUCCGCAUCCCAGGUGAGUGAUGGAGCCGGCCUGUGUGGGGGUGCGGUGGCUGGGGAGGACUGGGCUGACCAGGGGCUGGAUGGGAAUGGGGUGCUUGUAUUUGGGGCUCAGUUUCCCUACGAUGGAGAAGGGCCACGGUAAGCCUAGUGCACCACUGGGAGACAUGGAGACGCAGGGAACCUCUGUGUCAAGCGUUCUCACCGGCCCCCGUGGCCCCGGGGCUGGGGCGGAGAGGGGCGGCUUGGUGUGUCUGACUCCAGAUUCGAGCUCAGGAGCGUCUCUGUCACUCCCAGCCGCCCGCUCCGCGCCAUGGUGGGUUCCGCGCCCUAAUGGCCGCGCUCUGGGCGCUGGGGGCCGCCGGGGCCGCGGCGCUGCGCAUCGGAGCCUUCAACAUCCAGAGCUUUGGCGAACAGCAAAGUGCGGACCCAGCCUGCGGCGGUGUCAUUGCGCAAAUCGUGGCUGGCUAUGACAUCACGCUGGUGCAGGAGGUGCGACCCGACCUGAGCGCCGUGUCCGCGCUCAUGGAGCAGAUCAACAGCGUGUCCAGGCACGAGUACAGCUUCGUGAGCAGCGAGCCCCUGGGUCGGGACCAGUACAAAGAAAUGUACCUGUUCGUCUACAGGAAGGACGCGGUGUCGGUGGUGGACACGUACCAGUACCCGGACCCGGAGGACGCCUUCAGCCGUGAACCUUUCGUGGUCAAGUUCUCCGCCCCCGGCUCGGCUGCCGGGGAGCUCGUGCUGAUCCCGCUGCACGCGGCGCCGCACCAGGCCGUGGCGGAGAUCGACGCUCUCUACGACGUGUACCUGGACGUGAUCGACAAAUGGGGCACCGACGACUUGCUGUUCUUGGGCGACUUCAAUGCGGACUGCAGCUACGUGAGGGCGCAGGACUGGCCGGCAAUCCGCCUGCGCAGUAGCGAGGUCUUCAAGUGGCUCAUCCCGGACAGCGCGGACACCACGGUGGGCAACUCGGACUGCGCCUACGGCAUCGUGGUGUGCGGCCGCCUGCGCAGGAGCCUGAAGCCCCAGUCGGCCGCUGUGCACGACUUCCAGGAGGAGUUCGGCCUGGACCAGACUCAGGCCCUUGCCAUCAGUGACCAUUUUCCUGUGGAGGUGACCCUGAAGUCCCACUGAAAACCUUCAAGGCCUGGUCAGGGCACGCUGCCUCCAGACUCCACCUGAGGAGGACUCUGGCCCCCACAGAUCUCCUUCCGGAUGGCUGGCCAAGCCCCAGCAAGCUGUGGGGCAGGGCUGGCUGGACAAGAGCUGUGGACACAUCACAGGCCCAUCAGCCUGUCUCCCCAUCUGUAAAAUGGGCUGCGACAUCUAUCUCCUCCUUGUGAGGAGCACCUACAGGGCGCCGGGCGCGUGGCUGUGCUCAAUAAACGGGAGUGAGCGCUUAGCCAGGACCACACACUGGUCGGCUUCAAGGCCUCCGUGUCCUUUCUUAGGACUCCACCCCUGUGAGGCCCAGACUUUGGUGCUGUAGCCCAGUGGGUCCCAGGUCCCAGCCCCCUAGGGGAACAGGGAUGGCCCGGCCCACCCGUGUCACACCCUGCUGGGAACUGACGCCCUCCAGACCAGGCUCUAGAAUGCAGCUCCCGAGUGUGCUUGCUUUCCCUCCGUGCCAACUGUAAAUGCGUCCGAGGACUCGUGCUGAGCGCAGCUGGGGACACACACACAUGCGGGCAGUGCUGACAGGGCCAACCUCACAGUCCCUGCUGCCCUCUCUCUCCCUCAGGGGCGAGCAGACUGGAGGCCUCACCCAGGCGGGGCGGGUUCCUUCUCAGGAGCCCUGGGCUGGACAAGGACUUGGGGAGAACUGUGGCCUGUGUCCCGGGGAAGCCCAUCACCUGAGGAUCGGGAACGAGCAUGAAUGGGGGACAGGGUGUGACUGACAGGCCCAGGGAGGUUGCUGGUUUGGGAAACAUCUCACGUUUGGCAACUUUGGGAACUGGCCUGAACUGUGUGGAGGACAUACGUUUGCUUCAAGAGCCCGCGUGACUUUUUCUCAGGUCACCUUCCUAAAGUAAGGCAGGGGCUCUUGUGGCACAGACGGGCUCACCCCUCCCUGCUUCCCAAGCACCCGGUCUCUGAACCUUUGUGCCCCCUCCAUGUAAACAGGCAGAUGGGGUGGCCAGAGUGCUUUCCUCUGGGGGUCCCGUGCGGCUCACCGGCCCACACCGGGCUGGUCACGUGCCCCUAGCAGUCAGGUGGCCGGGCAGCCAGUUAUGGGACAACGUGAGGACUUUAUUCACAUUCUGCUCGGGGAAAGGGGACAUUCAGCAGCGAUGUCGCUGAAUCCUGCACUGCCCUCCUGCCAGUUCACGAUUCCCCAACAGAGAUGCCGCCCCCGAUCCCGCCGUGCCCACUUGCCAGGCGGAAAAGGCGCUCUUGGGGGGCAGUGGCCUUGGGAUACUAGCUACCAGGAACAGACCAGUGAGACCAAGAGCUGAAAGUACCUUGAAAUCGGAAAAUACCUUGCU
Messenger RNA from Lynx canadensis (Canada lynx), 3214 nucleotides. It is a transcript of the gene DNASE1L2, whose product is annotated as deoxyribonuclease 1 like 2. Gene Ontology annotation, cellular component: nucleus. Gene Ontology annotation, biological process: DNA catabolic process. The record is from RefSeq and is a predicted model, not a curated record. Gene Ontology annotation, molecular function: DNA nuclease activity. Lineage: Eukaryota; Metazoa; Chordata; Mammalia; Carnivora; Felidae.